This is a messenger RNA of Amorphotheca resinae ATCC 22711, 3584 nucleotides long. RefSeq lists its product as hypothetical. Bases 18 to 3584 code for a protein of 1188 amino acids. The record is from RefSeq and is a predicted model, not a curated record. The transcript has a single exon. Lineage: Eukaryota; Fungi; Ascomycota; Leotiomycetes; Helotiales; Amorphothecaceae.
CCGGAGAUGUCCUUAAUAUGACUUCUCAAUCCCCUUUGUCUGUUCGCGCAGAUGAUAGCCUGUCAGAGGCCUUCCGCGACAGUGGCACCCCUGGUCGGACUCCUCGAUCUGAGGCGUCGGAGGGCCCUGUUCACGACCAGGAGCACAAAGACAAAUCAAACAACCCAUACCGCCAACACCAGACAGCCUCAGCAGUAUCAUUGACAAGAUCGACAUCUCAAGAAACUGAGCACUCUGUGCCAGGAGUACGGAAGAAGACACCUGUCAGAGCUGUUUUCUAUGACUUGCCUACCGCUCACCUUUCUAUUACUACGGGCUCUGCGAGAAGCAGAUCCCGGGAAGCCAUCAACAGUCUGCUGGAGAGUCAUGAUGACAAAGACUCAAUUCCCCUCCAGGAACUUCCAUCGACAAAGCUUCAUGAUAAUCUCCUCCACAACCUUCCAUUACCCCCGCUACCCGCAGCUAUUUCGCGUCCUCGCGGCAACAACUUGACUAAACAACGCCUUCGCGAUGAUGAUGGCAAUCGUCUCUCCAAAGAACAUGGAAACCUGGCUCUAUCAAUGCAGCAGGACACCCAAAGCCAACUAAGUUCCAGCAUCAAGCACGCUCCGGGAUUGAAAUUAGGCAUCCCUAUGCUAUCUCAGCAGAAAGCAAUACCAUUCGAAAAACUUGGGAAUGGAAAGGAAGCCAAGUCAAGCCGAUACGGCUCUCAUAAUCACUCCUCAGGCCAUUUCCCGAACUUCAAGGCCGACCUAUCUGGAUCUGUACCGUCAAGCAGCAAGGAGAAGCAUGGCAGUGCUGAAUUUUCCAAAGAAGACACUCAGUCACUCAAUCUUCCGAGCACGCCCGCCAAUGUUGAUAGUCACAUAUUGCCAAGUCGGUUUCCAAGCUCUGGAACACAGUCAAAUGGCGUCCCAUCACUACCUGAAGGUAGCACAGUCGGUAAUAUCUACAACCAUUACACUGCUUCGAGCAGCGGUGAUGCAGACAGUGAGGCUACCCUCCCAAGUCUGAAUCCUGCUUCUGCAAAGCCAUCCUAUCACCCAACUUCGAAUAGUGGUCUUUCGUCCAGCUCUAUAUUGGACGAUCCGGUGGUACCCUCUGCUCUCAAUAUUCGUAAGCAACGUCGAGUCGACAGACUGACGACAAACCCCAAUGGCCAGCCUCCUAUCUUUGCACUACCAACGGUUCCUCAGCUUGCUACAAGGCGGGUUAUCCCCAGUAGCUCGCAAGGCAUUGAGCAGUCUUCAUCCUAUGGAGAUACAAAAAACCUCCUAGAAAUUACACAGCGGUCGCACUGGUCCGAUCACAAAUCUCUUAUGAGCCGGUCCGAGGCCCGAAAUGAUCUACGAUCUGAAGUAGCUGCAUCAGAGUUGGAGGAGUAUUCUGAACCUAGCCUGCCUGCUCUGAACUCAAACAACCCCUUUAAGUUGAGACAUGGUCCACAUGUUGUUGUUUCUCAACACAACGAUCAUGAAUGUAUCUAUGAUGAUGACUGCGAUCUCGAUCACACUUCCGCCGGAAGACUACCACUUGAGCGAGAGGUGAGUAAAGCACUCAGACGUGUCAGUGGCGUCAGCACUCAGAGCAAUGGAAGUAUAUCCUCUUCUGUGCUCCAAUAUGGGGGGUUUGAACCCAAAACGUCUACGUCCAAAGUGACUGGAUUACUCAGGAAAUUGAAUAUUGAAGAUACUCCUCCGUCAGAGUCAGAGAGCUUUGGUGAAGAUACAAAGAACGGUGUUGCUCAAACGCAGACCUUCUAUGAUGAAGGUGCUAUUUCUCAUAAUUGGAUUACUGCUCAUCGACAGAAUGCGGUCCGCAUACCUAUCAACCAUAAUGGGCUCUUCCCAAAUUCGCCUCCCGAAUCACCCCUGGAGCUAAACAAUGUAGCCCCCGGACGUCAAAAUCUCGGGGUUCUCAGUGAAUUUGAAGGAGAUAUAAAUGACUGGGAGACCGUCGGAGAGAGUGCUCGUGGAGUCGGAUUUAAGGGCACCAGAGACGCAUUUCGCACACCUGGAGAGACCACGAUCCAUCGAGCGGGGAGUAGUCUUGCCAACACUUCUGAUGAUGGCACUUCCAGUCUUCACAUAGCAGAGGUUGACGAGUACGGCUCUACAGAGAGGAUUGCACAGCAUCCCGGCACAAUUCAAUAUUCAGGUGACUAUCGUCAACGAGACAUUAAGAAGACACGCAUACCGGUUUUCCUCCCAGUGUUCCGAGAACAUAAAGUCAACGGCUACCUAGCAGACUCCAACCGAAUCCGUCCUCCUUACAAUCCCAUCCCCUACCGUCCUCCACCUCUAGCAAACCCACAUACGAACCCUUUCAAAUCUCCGCCACCAGAAGUCCUGUCAACUGGGGCAGCUAAGCAAAGUCUCCUUCAGAGGCGCAAUCGACGUCGUCCCAGACCCAAUCAUUUCCCGCCUUCCACCAAGUCACUCGCUAUAACUGAAGCUGAGGUGACUCGACAAGGCGUGGAAUCUAUAUCAUCUGAAGUUACGCCUUCUGCUUCAGCUCAGCGCGAGCGCGCAUUACGAACACUAAUUUGGAUGGAAGAGUCUGGAGAGCCAGAGCCAGAGCCAACUGCCAGCCGUACAAAGCGUCAAUUCUUAAGGCCAAUCAACCCUGUCGGUCGACCUGAUCGCCCAAAUUCUUGGCAACACAUGAUGAUUCUGGGCAGAGGAGACAAAAUCGAUGGUUAUAAUUCUGAUGGAUCACCGGUCAUAGAGGGAAGCUCAUCGGGCAAUAAAGGAUCUGCCGACCCAAAUUUACAAGGCGCAACUCAGACUGACGACCUCGUCGAGCCGACAAGAUAUGCGGGGAAUAGACGCGCCGCGAACAAUCGGCAAUACAAACCACUUGUUCAAGGUCCACCCGGUGCUUUUUACCAAGGUCUAGCACGCUCGAAGCAGGACCAUAAACGCGCUGGCUCGUCCGAUGUCCGUGAGAGGCCUGCUAGGAUCCCGAGUGGUCGUAACAAUUCUAAGGAUUACCCAACCAAUGCACUUCGACCUCUGUCUCUUCUGGUCACUCGACCUACGACACCAAAUGAGAUGGAAAACAGAAACCCGUUCCGAGACCGUCCACAUGAUUUCGUCUAUCGAUCCCCCCUUGCGCCACUCAAACACCUGACCUGGCAACAGUUAUACACCGACACGCAAUUGACGACCAUCCGAGAAUCCGCUGUAUCUGAUGGUUUCGUCGAAGGACCGAUUCCACCUAACGCUGGACUCCUGGGCCGAGACGUUAGAGAGGAAUCGUCACAGAGACACCUGUUUGAAAGCCCACGAUUGUGUUCAUGGUCCCGGGACUCGUCCAUAAGGACCAAUUAUCGCCAGAGAAAGACAAAGAUCUCUAUCGUGGUGCUAAUCUUAUGCAACUUCUUUCCUCCACUACUUUUCCUGUACGCAAUUGGCCAAUUGGAUGGAAUCAUCAUGUGGUGGACCAGUGGAGAACUCUCAACCUUCGGGAAGAAUACGAAGAGAUGGGCAUACAUACUGAUGUGUUCUUGGGGGUUGGCCAUCUCGUUAGGGCUAGUCAUCUUCCUCAUCCUUUGGUUCACGGUCUUGCACCAGGGCGCGUGA